Molecule: messenger RNA, 2184 nt
Organism: Nannospalax galili (Upper Galilee mountains blind mole rat)
Lineage: Eukaryota; Metazoa; Chordata; Mammalia; Rodentia; Spalacidae
Gene: Srpx2
Product: sushi repeat containing protein X-linked 2
Exons: 11
Coding region: 444-1841 (465 amino acids)
Source: RefSeq, a predicted model, not a curated record
ACUCACACUUCCCCUGUUUUGCAGCAGACAGACAGAGGUACUCUAAUCCUUCUGUUCCUUCCUCCCCCACCUCUCUAAAACCCUUCUCUCAUGGAGAAACAGCUAUAGAUUUGAGGAUAAUAUAGCUUUAAGGCAACUUUUGGCAGAUGCGAACAUCUUAACAUCUGGGCAGUGUUAACAGAAUCUCGGAGGCCCGGAAAGACCAGGAGCCACUCGUUCUAGGAAUGUUAAAGUAGAAGGGUUUAUUUUCCGACUGAUGAGAGGAGCAGAGAGGAAGGAGAAAGAGAAGGAAACCACAAAACAUUAAAAACAGAUUCCAUCUUUAUGCUUUUUCUUACUUUUAGAAGCUCAUAGCUGGCUGAAAUCUGAAAGCCUUUUUUCCUUACAAUAGUACUUCUGGCUACAUAGUCCUAUUUUUGUCUCCUGAAGCUUCCCUGUCAAGGAUGGCUGGUCAACUAAAUCAAAGAUGCGCACUCUCUCUGUUACUCUUCCUAACCCCAGCAGUGACACCAACGUGGUAUGCAGGCUCAGGUUACUAUCCAGAUGAAAGCUACAAUGAAGUAUAUGCAGAAGACAUCUCAAGAAAUCGUGCCCUGGACUACCGAGUCCCCCGAUGGUGUUAUACAUUAAAUAUCCAGGAUGGAGAAGCCACAUGCUACUCACCAAGAGGAGGAAAUUAUCACAGCAGCCUCGGCACACGUUGUGAGCUCUCCUGUGACCGGGGCUUUCGACUGAUUGGUCGGAGGUCGGUGCAAUGCUUGCCAAGUCGGCGUUGGUCUGGAACUGCCUACUGCAGGCAGAUGAGAUGCCAUGCUCUUCCAUUCAUCACUAGUGGCACCUAUACCUGCACAAACGGGGUGCUGCUUGACUCCCGCUGUGAUUAUAGCUGCUCCAGUGGCUACCACUUAGAAGGUGACCGCAGCCGAAUUUGCAUGGAAGAUGGGCAAUGGAGUGGAGGCGAGCCUGUAUGUGUAGACAUAGAUCCACCUAAGAUUCGUUGUCCUCACUCACGUGAGAAGAUGGCAGAGCCAGAGAAACUAACAGCUCGAGUAUACUGGGAUCCACCCCUGGUGAAAGAUUCUGCUGAUGGUACCAUCACCAGGGUGACACUUCGGGGACCAGAGCCUGGUUCUGACUUUCCUGAAGGAGAGCAUGUGAUUCGUUACACUGCCUAUGACCAGGCCUACAACCGGGCUAGCUGCAAGUUCAUUGUAAAAGUACAAGUGAGACGCUGUCCAAUUCUGAAACCACCACAGCACGGCUACCUCACCUGCACCUCAGCCGGGGACAACUAUGGUGCCACCUGUGAAUACCACUGUGAUGGUGGUUAUGAACGCGAGGGCACCCCAUCCCGAGUCUGCCAGUCAAGUCGUCAAUGGUCAGGAUCGCCAGCCAUCUGUACUCCUAUGAAGAUUAAUGUCAAUGUCAACUCAGCUGCUGGCCUCCUGGAUCAGUUCUAUGAAAAACAGCGUCUCCUCAUUAUCUCAGCUCCUGACCCAUCCAAUCGAUAUUACAAAAUGCAGAUCUCUAUGCUGCAGCAAUCCACCUGUGGACUGGACUUUCGGCAUGUGACCAUCAUAGAGCUGGUGGGGCAGCCACCUCAGGAGGUGGGGCGUAUCCGAGAGCAACAGCUAUCAGCCAGCAUCAUCGAGGAGCUCAGACAAUUUCAGCACCUCACUCGUUCCUACUUCAACAUGGUGUUAAUUGACAAGCAGGGUAUCGACCGUGAACGCUACAUGGAACCUGUUACCCCAGAGGAAAUCUUCACAUUCAUUGAUGACUACCUGCUGAGCAACCAGGAGCUGACACAGCGAAGGGAGCAAAGAGAUGUAUGCGAAUGACCUUGAGCCAGGGUCUGGCUGAGGUCAAGUGAAAAGCUGCCCUAAAGUAGCUGAAACUGAGGGCUUUAAAAGAAAAUUGUUUCCCACUCUGCUAAGGAAAAGACUAUGAGAUAGAGAUUGUCAAUCCUAGGACAUUUCCAGCACCAUUUUAAGGUGGAAUAUUAGUUUCCCUAAGCAGGCCUCCACGUCAGGUAGCAUUGGAAGAACAUAAGAAACUAACUGGGGACUAAGGACAGGCCCUGGGGCAGUAAGUUGUGGGUAGAAGAUCUUCCUCUCUUAGCUGGAGCCUCUGCCCGGUUCUCCAAAGUUUUUCAGAUAAGUAAAUGCUAAACUCAUUCAUUUA